Messenger RNA from Recurvomyces mirabilis, 885 nucleotides. RefSeq lists its product as uncharacterized. Gene Ontology annotation, molecular function: chloride channel activity. The coding region runs from base 1 to 885 and encodes 294 amino acids. The record is from RefSeq and is a predicted model, not a curated record. NCBI's taxonomy places the organism in Eukaryota, Fungi, Ascomycota, Dothideomycetes, Mycosphaerellales, Teratosphaeriaceae. The transcript has a single exon.
AUGCUCAAGGACGGCCACCUGGGCAUCCCCAGCACUGUGAUCCCCAGCCUAUCAAUCGUCGUAGGUCUCUUACUGGUGUUUCGAAAUUCAACAUCGUACGAGAGAUUCUGGCAGGGCACCCAGCAUCUGACGGCCAUCGAAACCUGCAUCCGCAACUUGUCGAGGACGUUCUUCACUUGCUCUUACAAAGCCAAUGGUCCACCAUUAACAGAAGCCGAAAGAGCCGACACAGAACGCACAGUCCGCAUCCUAUUGGCCAUGAUGUACGCUACCAAACACCACCUUCGAGCAGAAUGGGGCUCCACUAAUCUCCCCCUCCUGAUGCCCAACUCCGAAGUCGUGCGCCGCCGCCGCGAAAGCCACUCCAUGGCAAAACCAGAAUAUAGCGAGCUCCUACCUGCUGGUACUCGGGGUUUCGAAGACCAAGGUCUCGGUCUUCUACUCCAGCUUAGCAUACAAGUCGAAGCCUACAUUAAACGAGGACACGACAGAGGCUGGUUUCACGCACCACAGGCUAGUCAACUUACUGUCCAACUCAACGCCCUCGUCUCAGCUUAUGGAAGUCUAGAGACCAUCCAUCUCACGCCCUUACCGGUGGCGUACUUGAUCCAUAUGCGGCAAGUCUUGGCACUGUUCUGUUGUGUAGUACCUUUUGCGUUGGUUGGAGAGAUGGGGUGGUGGUCGAUCAUGCUUACGUCGUUCAUUGCGUUCACGUUAUAUGGUAUAGAAGCCAUCGGGGCUCAGGUGGAGGAUCCGUUUGGGCAGGAUAGGGCAGAUAUCAAGGUCGAUGCUAUUUGUGAGGAUCUGCGGGUAGAGACGAGUGUACUGCUACAGGAAUGGCAGAGAGGGAGUGACAUGUUUCCAAGAGAACUAUCGAGGUCGUAG